Molecule: messenger RNA, 7359 nt
Organism: Drosophila biarmipes
Lineage: Eukaryota; Metazoa; Arthropoda; Insecta; Diptera; Drosophilidae
Product: zinc finger protein 431
Exons: 3
Coding region: 1089-3221 (710 amino acids)
Biological process (GO): regulation of DNA-templated transcription
Molecular function (GO): RNA polymerase II cis-regulatory region sequence-specific DNA binding; DNA-binding transcription factor activity, RNA polymerase II-specific
Source: RefSeq, a predicted model, not a curated record
UAGAUCUAAGCCCGCCGUAGUUUAGUUUUAGCCAAAAGGUUAAAUUAUCAAUUUGCUUGCUUAAUUAUGCAUGAUUUGAUUUGGUGUUGCAUGUGACAAAGUGGUGUAUACGAGGUGUGCGCCUUGCAUGUGUGUGUAUAAGUCGCUGCAGCUGCAAAGUAUGCAAUAAAAAUCUCGCAUUGUUUAUGUGCAGCAGGAUCCGGAGAGCGGAAAGAGAGGCAUCGAGAGAGGCGGAGAGCGGUGGGUGGGAGCGAAAGCGAGUGAGGGGGUGGUACAGUGAGGUAGGCUAAGGCAACCAACAGUUGACUAUUUGUUGCAUGUACUCGCCACAGCGGACUUCUUUCAACUAGUUGGUAAGCUUCAGCGAGUGCGCCGAAUGCUCUCGCUCUCCCUCCGUUUCUCUCGCAAGAACGAGAAACUCUCUCCGUCGAUUUCAAUUCACAAAACAUUCGACAAGUGCAGAGUGAACAAGUUGUUGUUGCUGAAGCAGCGAACGGAAAAAGAGGAAAAUUUACAGGGUUUUCCAAAAGCCACAGGCCAUUAUCUAACCAAUAUUCAACAUGUGAUAGAAAGUAAAGGAAAUACAGAUCUAUAUGGGUGGUAAAUAUCACCCCUUAUGACCAUCGAAAUCGCAGAAUCUCGCAAACAAGGAGGCAGCAACGGCAACGGCAGCAACAUUGCAACAACCACCAGCAACUAGCAACUAUCAACCAGCAACGCAACAACGAACAACGCCAGAUACCUUGGAUUGCGGAGAUAGCCAGGAAGGAAUACCCGGUUACACGAGUUGAAUAAGCUGCCAAGCGGAUGUGGUAGGAUCGCAGGUGGGGCAGGAUCUCGGAGACAGGAGGGCAAGUGGGCAGUGGCAGUGGCAGGGCAGGAGGAUGCCAGCCAGCCGGCGAGCCAAGAAGCACAACAUUGCAACAUCCGCCACUCCGGGGACAAGGAAUCAAAGCUGAAGGAGCAACCGCAGCAAUUCACUCAAGGCAACUCGUGUCAAUGUCAGAGUUGAAGUCGAAGUAGUCGAGGUCGGGGGCGGGUCACAAGCUACGGCUAUAGCUAUACAAGCAAAAGCAUUUUAACUGCAGAUGACAAAGAAGGUUGUGCUACAUCUACAUAGUAAAUACAAAACAAAUCUAAGCAUAAGAUACACGCAGACACCAAACCCAAGAAACCACUUCAACUCCAGAACCCAAAGAAACCUAGACCAAAAUAAACAGAGCGGCGGGGCAGGGCGAACAAGUGGAGGGGAAUCCCCGGAAUUUCGAUCGCCGAAGCUCCAAACUGGCAAGGAAAGGCGGAAGAAGGAUACGGAUACGGUGACCCGUUUUGCAGGCAAAAUGUCCGUGGACUUUAUACUGCCCAAUCGCAACAAGAUCCAAACGAUUGCCUAUGCGAGUGCCAGCAAGAAAUAUGUGGCCGCCGGAUCGGGCUCCAGCCUGGGCUCCGGAAUGGGAUCGGUAUCGGUAUCGGCAUCGGGAGCAGGAUCAGGAUCAGCAGCUGACCUGCAGAGCUGGCGACGCCCGAAGCCCAGGACCUCUGGAAAACUGAGGCUGGAGGAUAAGUCCCCGCUGACUGCCAGCUCGGUGCUAAGGAAUGCCAAUGGCAAUGGCCUGGGAAAUGCCGGGAAAUCAGCACUCAAGUCGGUGGCUAAAAGAAGCUCGCGAUCGGUCCUCAAGCGGGAGAUCAUCGAACUGGAGGAUGACGAGGGCGAGGAGCAGGAGGAUCAGCUCUGCGAACACCUGGAAUGGUCCGCCGCCCAGUCCCUGGUCCAGAUGAACUCCUCCAAGCAGGAGAAGCAGCGACGAACGGGCAACUCCCCCGCAACUGUGGCAGUUCCAAUUUCCACCUCAGUAUCGCUGCGCCGUCCAGUGGGCAGGGCUCCGGCGGAGGAUGGCAAGGUGAUUUUCUACGCCCCGCCCGCCAGCGCCAGUGGAUCCCCACGCCAGCCGGAGCCGGUGACCUUGAAGAGGGAGCGGGACAGGGAGCGUGAGAGGGAGAGGGAGCGCGAGCGGGACCGCGUGAGGGAGCAACAGGUGGUGGCGGCGACCUCGAUCUACCGGGGUCGCAGUGUCGAGGAAACGGAAGCGGCCCACGAUCUGCUCUCCCUGUCGCAGAGCCUGCCGCCCCUGAUCCCGCCCUGCGUGGUGACCAUCAUGAAGCAGGAGCAGGAGCAACUGCGCUCCCCGGAAAUCCAGGAGAUAUCGAACAGCGCUUCCAGCCGAUCGCCCCAGUCGACCAUCCGGUUCAUAGGCAGCAGUUCCUACGACCUGAUGGGUGGCUCCUCCGAGGGAGCCAACAACUGCUCGCCGCUGACGCCCCCCAACUCGGAUCACAGCUCCGAUGUGGAUAUCGACAUGUCUUCCUCCUCCGAAUCGGGUUUGCAGCAAUGGGGCAAGCCCAAUCCGCAGCAGCAGAACCAACAGCGAGCCUCGGCCCUCAAGAUGUGCCUCAAUAUGCUGGACGGCAGAACCAAGGCGAGCAAGGCGGCGGCAGUGAGCAAGCAGGAUAAGCCGGAGCCAAUGCAGCCCAGGCCCAAGAGUGCCCAGAGUAAUGCCUCCUCCGGCGGAGGUCCGCCAUCAGAGCCUCCGGAGCUGGGGGCAGCGGCGAGCGCGGGCUCACACAGCUCCUCGGGAAAUGGGGAGAACUACGCCAAGCGGAAGCGGGGCUGCUACAAGUGCUGCGAGUGCGGCAAGCAGUAUGCCACCUCCUCGAACCUGUCGCGCCACAAGCAGACCCAUCGCUCCCUGGACUCGCAGUCGGCCAAGAAGUGCAACACCUGCGGCAAGGCGUACGUCUCCAUGCCCGCCCUGGCGAUGCACUUGCUCACGCACAAGCUCUCGCACAGCUGCGACAUUUGCGGCAAGCUCUUCUCCCGCCCCUGGCUGCUCCAGGGACACCUGCGGUCCCACACCGGCGAGAAGCCCUACGCCUGCGUCCACUGCGGCAAGGCCUUCGCCGAUCGCUCCAACCUGCGGGCCCACAUGCAGACCCAUUCGGGGGACAAGAACUUCAAGUGCCAUCGCUGCAACAAGACCUUCGCCCUCAAAUCGUACCUCAACAAGCAUCUGGAAUCGGCCUGUCUGCGCGACACCGGGGCCAUUGAUCAGGGCAAGGGAUUGGAGGACGAGGACGACGAUUGCAGCAAGCAGGACGAACUGGAGCUGGGCGAGACCGAGCUGGACAGCGACGAGAACAGCCAGGACAUUGUGGUGGCCUAGGGGCGAACGACCCUGGGGAACUCUCCUGCCCGCAACUAAGAUACUUUAUACCAGAACCCUAUAAGCAAUACUCGAGCACCCUUAUCAAAUUAAUACUAAAAACAAAAUGGUAAUUAAAAACAAACAAAGUCUAGUCUAGAAAUCGGCUUACUAGCGGAGUAGUUCAUUAAAUGGCAGGUGCUGACGAUGAUGAUGAUGAUGGAUCUCAACUCAAUAGAAUCUUCUUCAAGCAGUUAUAUACACACACUUAUAUCUACUCACUUAUAAUCUGAACUAUCCCAAAAUCUCUCCAAGUUGCAACUUUUACUGAACGAAGAUUGAGAGGCGCAGGAACAAAGAAAACAAAAACAAAAACAAAAAACAAAAGGUUUGAGAAGGAAAUCCAAAACGUAACUUAUAGUAAAAAUCUGACACAACGAAUAUUAUGGAACAUAAGUAGAAAUUCUAUAUAUACACAGAUCAAAUAAGCAUUAUAUACAGAUGAGGAAGGGGAAGGAAGGACGGUAGGAUGAAAUGGGAACGGCAAAUUAUAUGUAUACAUAUGAACUAAAUGAUUAAUACCUAGCGAGCAGAACCAAUUUGCAUGUUUUUUGGUAAAUAUCUACUUUUAGGCAUCGUUUUAGGGCUCUAGAGUUUAUAUACACCCGGUCACAGAUACAAGAUACCACGUAAAACACUACCCACUCACCUAGAUGUAGUCCGAGUACUUAAGGAUUCGAUCGGAGCUCAGUUCAAGUCUUAGCAAACUAAUCAAUUAGCGAACUUAUAGCACUUCCCGCAACUCCCUAUAACUCUCUCGCUCUUAGACCCCUUUUAAGCGUACUCAAUGAUCAAGUUUAGCAAUCGGAAAUCGGAGAUAUAUAGAAUCGAACGAGACGAACCAUUUUAACCGCUGCGACAACGGCAACUUUACACUCUAACCAAGUUUAGGAUGAGAUUACUUCCAUAUUAUGCUCUAACUCGAUAAACAGAAAACUACUUCAAUUACUUAGAAAUGAUUAAAAUUAAUGAGAAAACAAUUUAGAAACAUAUCACAAGGACAAUACUUAACAUAAAUAAAUGCAUUCAAAGUAUGGAAAGUAUAUGAGGGCGGAGGAGGCGCCGCGAGACGACCCCAAUUAAGACAUUCUCAUACACAAGCAACAAAGUACUUACGAAAUAGUUAUUUUAUUACUAGCAUUAGACCCCGACUCGUGUACAUACAGUAUAUAUAUAUAUGAAAGGCAAGUUUAAAGGCAUUUUAUACAAGAAACUACCCCCGUACCCGCGACCCCUCGAGCUUUGGCCCAGCCAAAGGUUUCUUAUGGACAGGAACACAUCCUCCCCAACCGCAGAGGGAUAUACUCAUGGGUAGAGAUCCCCGAUCCCCUGAGUUCUGGGAGGUCGAAGAAGAGGCAGAACGAAGCAGAUAGGUUGAUGAAACGAUGAUGAUAGACGUAGAAGACGCACUUGUAAAACAAAUGAUAACUAAAAGCAAUUCCAAAGUUAAGUGACAUAGUUUUUAACAAACAAAAAAACCAAAAAUACAAAAUUUGUAAUUCUAUAAAACCAAAAUCGAGAAGUAUUGAUAUAUACACAAACAUGUAUUUAUUUUACGCGUAGUUUUUAUUCCGAAACCAUAAGAAAAACGGCUAAAAACCGAAAAACCCCAAAAAAAAAAACCGAAGGAGUAAACUUGAAAACAAUUUAAUUAAAUUGUCAAUUAGAAUUAUUUCAUAAUUUAAGAAUUGAUGAACGUGGCAGAUGCGAUAGAGGUUAUUUUUUAAAGCAUAUAUAUACACAUGAAUAUAUUACAAAUAAAUAAAUAUAUUUAAAAGAGGCAGUUUUAUAUCGAAAUUAAUAAUAGUAAAUGCAAAGUAACAACAAAAUAUUGAAAACCAUUCGAACUUAAUUAUACAACGAGCAAGAAACCAUUAAUUAUAAACCCCCUCCCCCACACCCACACCCACACACACGCCAACACACACACGCCCACAAUUUUAUAGCAACAGAUUAUUACAUCGUAUCUACAUACGUGCGCGCCAUGUAGAUAACCAAGUAAAGUAACGCCGCACGUCGCAAUUCUAGCAGCAGUUCUAGAAUCUGGGUGCAGAAUUAGAAUUUAGACCAGAGAGUGCUAUGUGCAUUGUUUAUAGGGCCAUAGUUCGAAAUCGUGUUUAUGCAUGGCUUUAUUGAUGAUUAUUGAUAGCGUUUUAAAUAGCAUUAAAUGCCUAUAUACACAUAAGCAAACCAAACAAAAAUCAGAAGAAAACCAAAAAACCGAAGAAAGCUAAAAACGUAUAUAAGAAAUUCCAUUGAACAGUAGUGGUAACAAUUAUGUGAUUUGCAAUUUUACAUUCAAAAUAUAUAUGAUAAAAUUACGAAUAUAAAUAGAUUAUAUAUUGAGGCGAGCGUUUAAUUGAUUUAUUUAUGAGUAAGAUUUAUUUAUACACAUUAUACACCACAAAAAUGAAAAAACGACAAACAAACAAAAUGACAAAAAGCUAAAAAUAAGAAGAACUCGAAUGGAUGGAGGAGAGGCGAAGCAAAAAUAUUUUUACACAGAAACCUUGUUUUAUACACGCGGCAAGUUGAAUCCGAAAAUCGAAACACCCCAGGCACACCUGCAAAAUUAAUUAGAGCCCCCAAGUACUUAUGAAACAGACCUGCAGCUGUGCUCCCGAUUUCACUUACUCCGAGUCUUUUAUUUGUUUUUAACAAGUCGAAACCAUAUUGCAAUCUCAAAUAAUAUCUUAUGGUUUAUCUUACGGGUUUUCGUUAUUUUGGGAAUUAUAAAAAAUUAAUUACGUUUUGCGAAAGUAAAAAGAUGUCAUAUCUUUUUUGGAAAAGAAGUUUUUUAAAAUUAUCAUUUAAUACUCCAAACUAAGAUAGUGAAGUCGGGAACUCCCCCUGCUAGACACCAACACCUCACACCCUCUCGAUACGAACAGAUAAUUUCAAGAUCAAUGACACCAAUUCAAUUUUGAUUAUUAUACAAUAAACGGUAGGGCAGAAACCGAACAAGCGAAGGACGGUGAGAUAUUUUAUAAAGUGAAUGAAUGAAUAACGUAAAGAUAUUAAUUUAUAUAUUCAUAUAUUAGAGAUGCAAAAAGACUUGAACAGUUAUAUACAUUUAAAAUUGCAAUAUAUUGUAUACUUCAUUAAAAAUAUAUACAUACAUACCGGCGUAUAUGCAACCACGUAUAUAAGUAUACAUAUUUAACUAAUUUAUAUAAAUGCUUACAGCGAACCAUAAACAUAUACAUCAUAAGCCGAAUCUCAAUUUUUCCAAUGCAAGACGAAUAGGAAUCCCUCAAGUAACGCAAGAUCAAUUCCAGUACACAUAUACUCAAUGACCACCCGGCCGGCGGGAUCGCCUGGCCGUGCAGGAAUAUAUAGCUAAAGAUAUAUAAGUAAAAUACGUAUGCAAUGCAAUGCCACGCCCACCCCCGAUCGGCAGGCAGCGAUUUUAAGGCGCUGCCCGUGGGGGUUUCUCACAGAUCAGAUCAGAUUUUUCCUUUUGAUACUUAGCAUUCGUUCUUGUUCUACUUUUAGUUAGAGAAUGUUCAACUAGUUUCAGCUUUCGUAGGAGUUAAAUAAUCGACCUUAAAGACACACCUCACACACGCGCAGAACGAGAAGAACACCUAGAAGAACCGCAGCUAUACUAAUAACCCCGUAACCCCCUGUAAGACACUCUAUUAGACACUAGCCGACAUCUACAGACAUACCCACGUGCAUAACCAUGCGACUUUAUGGCAAAAUAUGUAGAGCAUAUAACCUAUUAUAUCCCAAAGAAAGCUAAUCCAUUCUUAAAUUAAUAUACACGCGAGUGGCGGGAGAAAGCGAAUCGAAGCCAGAAGAAUCGCAGAAGAGUCGCGGAGAAUCGCAGAAGAGUCCAUUAUGGACUGAGACAACAAACCAAAAGAAAUAACGCAACACGAGUAAACUCCCCCUCAAAGAAACAAACAAGAGAAAACAAUACAUCCGUAACAAGAUCCAAAAGUAUGACACGACGAGUCGAAGGAAUAUAAAUUAGAAUCAUAGUUAUAAAGCUACACCCACACACUAGUGCAGCCAUGUAACUAUUUUUAGAGCCUCGGAAAUAAACAUACAUAAAAUACAUAAAAAUAUUAAAUAAACGACAGAGAAAACCAAA